Mesorhabditis spiculigera is the source of this 369-nucleotide messenger RNA. NCBI's taxonomy places the organism in Eukaryota, Metazoa, Nematoda, Chromadorea, Rhabditida, Rhabditidae. The record is from the annotation of a GenBank genome assembly.
AUGAAACUAUUGACACACAAUUUCCUCUCGUCACGCUUUCUAAAAAACGUCUCAAGCGGCUACCCGUUGAUUCUACGAGCGGCUGUGAAGGAAGAACGAGAAGUCGACUUCGAGCCGGAAUUUGUUCAAAACAUUGUGCCAAAGCUCGAUUAUGGAGCGCUGGUUGCGGCUGCUGAUGCAAUCGGCGAGGAGGGUCUACCCAAAGAGCUCCCAGAAGGCUGGCAAGAAAAAGAAGAUGUGUUGAAAAAGCUUCACCACCUCCUCGUCCGAAUUGAGGUCAUCGAAGGGGAACUGGAGUGCCCGGAGAGCCAUCGCGUGUUCCCGAUCAAGGAUGGUAUCCCGAACAUGUUAUGCCAGGAGGACGAGUGC